Molecule: messenger RNA, 705 nt
Organism: Entrophospora candida
Lineage: Eukaryota; Fungi; Glomeromycota; Glomeromycetes; Entrophosporales; Entrophosporaceae
Source: the annotation of a GenBank genome assembly
AUGGUUUUGAUGUGUCCAUGUCCUUACCCAUAUGAAUAUUUUACAUCAAAAGAAUGGUGUGAGAUCAUGAAGGAAAAUCCACAUAAGAUAAACAUUAAUAUUAUACCACAAGGUUUAUCUCAGUUGCUUAACAAAUCUGUAAAAAAAUUUGUAUUUGGUGAAGACAUUUCUAUGGAUACUUCUGGUCUAGGAAAAGACAAAUUAGUCACAAGAGUCUUUAAUGAGCUUUACAAUUUACCAACUGUUGCACCUAAAAAAAUAACAGAAGAUUUACAUUUUACUAAUUACUUGAGCCCUUUUAUUAAACCAAUAUUCAUGAAACGGUUCAAAGAGUAUAGAGUUGAUUUAAACCAUUCAGUGUCUGGAUCCAAGAAAAGACCAGACAUAUCUUGUGUUGUAGAUGGGAUCCCCAUUUUAAAUUCAGAAAUCAAACCAUUAGGUGAUGUGAUUCAAUUGUUUUUGAUAGACUUACAAUUUGAUGGUAUUUAUCAGUCAUGGAUAUAUUGUAAUACAAAAUUAGUUAUAGAUAGACCUACAAUGCCUGCAAUUGAAAGUUCUAUAAUCCAUUUUAUGUCAUUAGAAGAACAAGUAUCUAGGCUCAUGGAAGAUUAUAAAAAAAGAAGUAGUCAAUUUACACCUCCGAGGCAGAUUCAGUAUAUGAGAGAACCAUUAACUGUGACUCAAUUCAAUAAAUUACUCAAAUGA